Messenger RNA from Nothobranchius furzeri (turquoise killifish), 12940 nucleotides. RefSeq names its product A kinase (PRKA) anchor protein 9 (gene akap9). Gene Ontology annotation, biological process: signal transduction. Gene Ontology annotation, molecular function: molecular adaptor activity; DNA binding. The record is from RefSeq and is a predicted model, not a curated record. Lineage: Eukaryota; Metazoa; Chordata; Actinopteri; Cyprinodontiformes; Nothobranchiidae.
ACUACGUCAUCACAGUUGGGUCUCAUGUUUACGUGGAAAACAUGGCGGCGGACUACAAUCAAGAUAGGCAGUGAUUUCGAGCCAAGCCGAACGAGACACGCUUCAGUCUUCAGCUCUGAGACUUUUGUCGCAGACGUUUCGUAUGACGUUCUGUCCCCUUUGUUUCUGCCACAGAGACAGCGGAAAUGGAAGACGAGGAGAGGCAAAAGAAGCUCGAGGCCGGCAAAGCUAAGUUGGCUGAGUACCGCCAGAGAAAAGCUCAUGCAGACUCCCAGAAGAAGCAGAAAAAGAAGAAGAAAAAGAAGUCAUCUGAGGACUCGGAGGGCGAUUUGCUGGGAAGAGUGGCGGGCGAGCCGGAUCUGUCUGUGGGAGGAGAGGAGCUCUUGGGUGGAGGACGAGAUGAAUCACAAAAAGGAAACAAAGAGCUGCCCACCACAGAGUUCACCUUCACCAAGACGCUGAAGAGCGGAGAAACCGUCAGGCACGAUCAGACUUAUAAGAUAGAGCCGGAGAGCGAACUAUCCACCACAGCCGAAGAUUAUUCCUCAGAGGUGAGUCACCAGGUAAAUGGGUGCCAUGAUGAGAUGACAGAGAACCUAAUUAUGUCUCCAGAGGACUUUAUCUGGGAGGAAGUGGAGUCUCUGCAGCAGAUCACUGAGGGACACACCAUGCAGGAGAUGGACGCUUUAACGGCUACGGCCCAAACUGUGGAGGAGCUGAGUGGAGAGGUGGAGGAGAUCCGGUCUGCAGAAGGACUACAGCAGCUGCAGGACUUUAAAGCGGCUCUGAAGCAGCGAGACGGCAUCAUCACUCAGCUCACAUCCAACCUCCAGCAGGCUCGCGAGGAGAGAGACGAGAUCAUGAAAGAGUUCUUAGCGCUGACAGAACAGAGCCAGAAACUGCAAAUUCAGUUCCAGCAGCUGCAGGCAGACGAGGCGAUGAGGAGCACCAGCCGCAGCAGCGCUGCCGCCGAUCUUCUGCAGGCGAGGCAGCAGAUCGUUCAGUUCCAGCAGCAGCUGGAGGAGAUGAACGUGGAGGUCAGAAAGCACCAAGAGAGUAGCAGCGGCCAGCUAGAUCACAUCAAACAGCUCCAACUCAAACUCAACGACGCGGAAAUGUCAGGGAGAAGAUCAGAAGAGUCUUUUACACAAAGGACAAACAAAAAGGACUCGCUGAUUGCUGAGCAAAAACAAAUCAUUUUGAGUCAAGAGCAGGCGCUAAGAGCAGCCGAGGAGGCUUUUGCUCAAACGAUGAGGGAUAAAAAUCAGCUCAUUUCAGACCAAAGCGUAAUAAUCGCGGAACACGAGCGGUCGUUGAACCUGCUCAGAGAGGAGCUUGUCCUUACAGGAAGGACUGCCGAUGACAACAUUAUGCAACGGUCUGAUGAUAAAGAUCUCAUCAUAGCAGAGAAAGAGGGGCUUGUUUCAGAACGCGACCGUUUCAUCGUCCAGCUGCAGGACAAACUGGAGACCUCUGAGAAACACCUGAAGGAACUCCAGCAGCAGCUGGCUGCAAAGGAAUCGGAGCUGGAAAACUUCCUGGAGGAACUGGAGAGCUCCAAAUCCCAUCUGGUCAGGUGUAAAGGUGAAAUGGAGAGUUGUAAGUUACAGUUGGAGGAAGAACAAAUGGAGUUGGCGAGCUGCAAGAGCGAACUCGCUGCCUCUAGACAGAAGGAGCGGAUGUCGUCGAAUGAAAUCAUGCAGCUCAUGGGAACGGUAGAGGAUCUGCAGAAACGUUGCCACCAGGGCAGCGUGUCCGAGAGUGACGCCGUCCAAAAGGUGCAGGAAGAAGCCGUUCGGAAGCUGGAACUUCUCAGGGCAGAGCUGGACGAGCUGUACGGUCAGCAGAUAGUCCAGAUGAAGCAGGAGCUCAAUCUGCAGCAUGCAGCGAGAGUCCAGCAGAUGACUGAGCAACAUCAGGCUGAGGUGAAGCUCCUAAAAACACAACAGAGCUCUUUUGGCAGCGCUGGAGAGGUGGAAGCUCUCAGUGUGAGGAUUAAAAAGCUCCAGGGCACUUUGGAGCAAUCUCAGGCCAUGAAUGAUAAAACUAAACACGAGCUGAAUCACGUCAUCCAGGAGAAGCUGAAGCUGCAGGAGAAGGUUGAAUAUCUUCUCCGAGAGCUCAGUGCUGCUAAGGAAGAAGCGGAGCGAGUUUCUACCAGUCUGGUCUCUCAGGAACGCAACCGGGACGAGCUACUGCAUCUCCAGGAAACCAUCAACGCCCUGAGGAACGAGCUGUCGGAGGCUCGGGAAGCUGCUCGAGAAGAAGAAGCCAAACACGAAUCGGAAAUAACCAAUUAUAAGAUCAAGCUGGAGAUGCUAGAAAGGGAGAAGGACGCCGUUCUGGAUCGAAUGGCCGAGUCGCAGGAAGCAGAGCUGGAGCGGCUAAGGACUCAGCUUCUGUUUAGCCAUGAGGAGGAACUUACAAAUCUUAAGGAGGAACUGCAAAGAGAGAACUUUUUGAACACGGAGAACCUUCUCAACGAAGCAGCUGUCAGACACCAGAAGGCUCUGGAUGAGCUGGGUGUCAGUUAUGCAGAGCAGCUGGGUAUGAUGCAGACAGAGAAGGCAGCUUUUGCCAUGGAGAGGGACGAACUCCUGAACCAAACUCUCGGGCUCAAAGAGGAUCUGAAGCUGGCCUUGCAGAGCUCAAGAGCAGAUGAGCUGGUGCUGCAGCUCCAGGAGGUCCAGGCUGAACUGGAGGAGCUUCGGAAAGGAACCCAAGAGCAAGCUAAGAUGCAAAAUGAAAUCCAGUCGUUGUUAAAAAAGACAGAAGAGCUGGAAAAUCAAACAAAAGACAAAGAACACUGCUGGGAGGAGAAACUAAAGGAGCGUGACGUAGAGAAGGAGGCCCUGGUCGAGUCCAGUAACACUUUAAAAGAAGAGAUGAAGUCAAAAAACCUGAAAAUUGAGACUCUCACAGCGGAGUGCAAUCGCACCCAGCAACAAGUAGCCGAGCUUCGCGAGGAAAUCGAAAAGCAGAGGACGACUUUUUCCUUCGCAGAGAAGAACUUUGAGGUGAAUUAUCGAGAGCUGAAGGAAGAGUACACUUGUCUCUCCCAGGCAAAGACGCAGCUGGAGGACAGGGCACGGAGGGAGACACUUGAGUUCGAGGCGAGAAUUGCACACCUUCAGUCGCAAAUUCAAAAGUACGAGGAGCGUAGCAGAGACGUCAGGAUGGAGGAGGAGAAGACUGAAGACGAAGCUGAGAUGCACAAAGAUGCUGUGGAGCUAACGGAGAAGCUUCAUGUUCCUCUGAGGGAGGAGAGGAGCCUGGACGAAAGGCUCUCUGAAGUUACAGGUCAGCUAAAGUUCACAGAGAGCAAAGUGGGACAGCUGGAAAGGGAGUUGUUACAGGUGAGGCAAGAAAACAUGGAGUUCGUUGCAGAAAACAAAAGCCUGAGAGAAGAAAAGAAGCAGCAGGUUAGGAGUGAGGGAGCGGGAGAGAAGGUUUCCCGGCAUCAGCGUCAGAUUCAGUCUCUGCAGGAGGAGAUCGAGACUCUUCAGUGCCGCUUACACGCAGCUGAAGCAGAGAGAGACGGCGUCCAGCACACUCUGGAGCUCCUCAGGCUUUCACAGACGCCGUCUCCAGCAGCGGGGCUCUCCUCGGGGGAGGGACCUGUUGAUGGACGAUUCUCCCCACGCAAGUCUGCAGCCUCAGGGUCAGGCAGGCGCAAGAGACGGCAGAGGUCGAAGCAGGAGCGCAAAGCUGGCGGCGCUCUCCCAGACAGCAGAGAAGAAAAGCAAAAGGGGGAGGAAGAGGGAGCUGGAAGUGCUGCAGAGGAGGAGACGCUGCCUCAGAUGCAGAGCCAGGUUGUGUCAUGUUCACCGGAGAGGGCCGGUAAGGCGGACUCUGCUGACGGGUACCAGGGAGACGGAGGCAGCGGCGAAACGGUGAGCAGACAGGGGAUGGGCUUCCACGCGGGGCGCGCUGUGUGUCAAAGAGCAGAAGAGAAGGAAGAGCCCCCCGAGCAUGGUGAGUUCAGGCUGCAGAUGGAAGCUCAGCGGAUCAGCCUGUCUCAGAUCCACGCCGCUCAGCUGGAGCUGCUGCAGGAAGAGGCCGACUCCUGCACGCGCUCUCUGGAGGUGAAACUCCAGGACCUGAGAGACCGAAGCCACCGAGAUGAACAAAACAUCUUCAAAUACCAGAGCGUGAUGGAAGCUGUGUCCGAGGAAUGCAGCGAGAUUGUUCGGUCUUUUCAGAAGAUUCUUGGCAAAGAGUUUUUGGAGAGCGUUGAUGCAGCCGGCCCCUCGGUUAUUUCUGCAGAAAGAGAAGCAGCUAGUGAAUCCGUCUCUGUUGUUCUGGAGGCCAAAGAGCUUUACGGGAAUCUUCAGCAGGUGAGAGAGAGGAUAGAGCAGGAGCACCAUCGACUUUCUCAGCUCCAGGCUCUGCUGAGGGCUGAUGGAAACAGGAUAACUGAGCUGCAGACGGCCUACGAUGAGCUGAAGACCAGCAGUGAGAAGCAGAUCUCUGACCUGCAGCUGCAGCUGGACACGAUGAACACCUCAGUCCCUGAUGUGCAGGAGCAGGCUGGGGUAUCUGCCUCCCCCUCAGUGGACCUGCUGACGCUGAGGGCCGAGGCUCAGGAGAAGCAGCGCCAACUGGAGGAGAGUCACCAACAGGACAUGGAGCGUCUCAGAGCUCACUACCAGCACCAGGCUGCAGAAACCGAGGAGAGAUACUCUACAGAGCUCUUCAUACUGCAGCAGCGACUGCAAGAGGUCGCAGGACAAAAGACCUACUACAGCUUGUCCAGUGGUCCUGAGUCUUUGUCUGAGGCGAUGGAGGAGGAGCUAAAGGACUUGUCAGAAGGAGGCGUGGAGUCGCCCUUGCCUCCUAGCCCCUCUGGCCUGACAGCACAGCUGCAGGCGCUGAAGAAAGCCCUCUUCCACAAGUACGCCCAAGAAGUAGGCGCGCUCAGAGAGCAGCACAGUAGUGAGCUGAGGAGACUGAGGGAGGAAAGGGAGCAGGAGAGAAGACUGGAGCAUCAGAAAGACGGAGGAAAGAGAAAGCUGGAUCACAACAGUGAUUUCGGAGCUGAAAACUCCUCCGGGAGCUUCGCCGUCUCCAGAUCACUCCACAUGGAGGAGGACCAUCAGGAGAGGGUGGAGGAGGAAGUUGCAAAGGCCAUCGUUCAGAUGUCUGUGGAGUUCGCGCAGCAGACCGAGCUGGCCCGUAUCGACAAACGCGCCCGGCAGACCAGCACCUCCAUGCAGACCCAUCUGAACGAAGACCAAACGGGGUACGGGGAGCUGGAGGAGCAGACACCAAGGACUUCUCCCACGGCAGGAGCCGGGCCGGAGGAAGAGGAGCGGCGAAGAUUGGAAAGAGAACUAGAGCAGAAGAACGCUGAGAUCAGGAAGUUAAAGGAGAAGCUGCAGAAAAGUGAACCUGAGCAGGCUUUAAGGAGGGACGACGAAGGCGGACAGUUAGGGGAGGGGGACGAUGCACAACUUGAAACACUAACUGGAGGACCCAGACUAACCCUUCAGGAUGGUGAUCUUUCUGAGAAAGAUACUGAAAGGAGUUUGUUGCGUAGAGCAAACAAAAAGCUCAGCCAGGUGCUGGUCGACGUCCUGAAGACAACCGCAGCUGCAGAAAAAACUUUGGGCCUCCACAUGCAAAGUUUGCACGACUCUUCUGCUGGAUUGCAGCUUCCACCCUUCGCCGUGCAGACAGACAACUCAGAGCAGCAGAAACGUUAUUCUGCAGAAAGCUACCAGAGCAGCGAGACGAGUGCCGACAGCGCAAGCAUCCGGGCUGGAGAGCUGGAGGCCGACGAGGGUCUGGAGAUGUCCCAACAUCUGAUGGACAGCCGUCUCCUCAGUGCGGAGCUGCAACUCCAGAACGAGGAAUAUUUUAUGGGCGUCAGCAACCGGCUUCAGACAGCUCUGGAGAAGAUGUUGAUGGCCAUCACAGACUCAACCAACCAGCUCGAACAUGCCCGGAUGACCCAGACGGAGCUGAUGAGGGAGUCCUUCCGCCACAACCAGGAGAUCAGUGAGCUGCUGCAGAAGCAGGAGGAGCUGCAGGAUAGGCUGUCUGAGGAGGCCCAGGCCCGGGAGCAGCUGGCUCUGGAGCUCCAUCGUGCUGAAGGCCUCAUCGACGGCUACACGGGUGAGCGGGCCGUGCUGGAUGAUCAGCUGCGUCAGAAGGAAGAGCUCCAGCUGAGCCUCGAGCAAGAGCUGCAGGUUACAAGUAGCCGGCUGCACGAGUUGGAGCAGGAAAGGCUUCAGAUGCUUGAGGAGCGUGAACUGCUGUCACGGCAACAGGACGCCAUGAGGGAGGAGGCGGGCCCACGCGAGCUUUGCCUAGUUGAAGCUGCAAUGGUUGCAGCACCUGAAGCAGACCUGCUGGAACAAACGGAGAAGCUGAUGAAAGAGAAGGUGGAUGUCCAGCGGCAGGCGGAGAAGGAGAACUCGGACCUCUGGAAGCAGGUGAAGCUGCUGGAGGCGGAGCUGGAGGAGCAGGUCAGCCGGGGGAUUGAGUUGGAGCACGCUCAGAAAAUGGAGAGCGGAGACCUCCGGCAGCAGAUUCAAGCUCUGGAGAAACAGCUGGACAAGAACAGGAAGUUUCUAGAUGAGCAAGCUGUGGACCGGGAACACGAGAGGGAUUUUUUUCAGCAAGAGAUCCAGAAACUGGAGCAGCAGCUGAAGAGUCCGCAGAAGCUUCAGAUUGGCUCCGAGCGAAGAAACCAAGAGGUGGAGCAGCUGACCUCCCAGCUGAAGGAGAAGGCAGAUUGGUGCAGUGAGCUGCUGCUCGGCUCCGAGCAGCUGCGUCGUGAGUUGGGAGAGCGCGACGAGGAGAUAGAAAAGCUGGAGAGCCGCAUCAGAGAGCUGGAGCAGGCCCUGCUGGCCAGUGCCGAGUCCCUGGAGAAGGUUGAACAACAAACCCAGCAUGAAUCCAUCACUCAGGCUAAACAGUCCACGCUGGAGGCUCAGUUACAAACCGAGAGAGAAGCUCUGGAGAGGAAAGAGAAAGAGAUCUGCAACCUGGAGGAGCAGCUGGAGCAGUUCAGGGAGGAGCUGGAGAACAAGAGUGAGGAGGUGCAGCAGCUUCACAUGCAGCUGGAGAUCCAGAGGAAGGAGAUAAGCAGCCAGCAGCAAUUCCUGGAAACACGGGACGGCAUGCUCCAGGUGAUGGAGGAGAAGGACAGGGAAAUAGCUCUUCUUAAUGAACAGAUCACUAAGCUUCAGCACAUGGAAACAGCAUCUGACAACAAGGAAAAUGAUGAGAGGGAGGAGCUAAUUAAAGACUUGGAGUCUCAGGUGGAGUGCCUGCGGAGUGAACAGGAUCGCGUAAAGAGAAGUAAAGAAGAAGAGCUUGAUCAGCUGAAUGAAGUCAUUGAGAAACUUCAACAGGAACUUGCCAACAUUGAGCAGAAACCGGCUGCAGAGGAAGAGGAGGAUGCUGAAGGCAGCACGUGGGGGCCGACCAGAGAGGAGUUCUCCGAGAUGAAGCAAAAGAUGGACCAAGCCAGCGGAGAGCUGGAGGCACUGAGAUCGGAACAUGGGAAGCUGCUGGAGACGUACUUUCGUUUGAAACAGAGUGCAGAGGCCUUGGCCGAAACGGAAAACGUGGACGGCUCAGAGAGCGAGCUCGAAGAAGCUCUCAGAGAGAAAACUGCAGGUCUGGUGGUGUUGCAGGCCGAAGUCCAAGCUUUAGAGCAGAGCGCUGCGUCCAGAGUGGAGGAGUUAGACCUCCGGAUCCAGGAGCUAGAGGAGUUGGUGAAGGAGAAGGACUCUGAGGUAAAGCGUUGUCGACUCCUUGUGGAGGAAAAUCAAAGCUACGCAGACGAUCUCCAACAGAGAGUCUCUGAUCUGGAGGAAAACCUGAGGGAGAAAGUGGCUGCUGUGCUGGUCAGCCAGGCUACGCUGGAGGCUUUUCAGCAGCAGCAGCAGGAGUCCGAGGCAUCCAAGCAGGAGCUGCAGAGACUCCCCGCCCCUCUAGUCUCUAGUUUUGGUGACUUUGGCAUCCCACAGAUAGAUUUUAGUGGAAUAAGCCGAGCUAAGCCAUCACCAACGGGGAAGGUGGUCCAUCUGACGCAGAAGCUUCGAGAUCUGGAGGUUGGACUCAUGGAGAUGCAGAAAGACCAGGAGCUCCAGCAGCAGCUGCUGUCCAGCUCUGAGGAGGAGGUACUGGAUUACGAGAGGAGGCUGGCUGUGCUCGUGGAUCUCCUUAGUCAGAUGAAGGCCGGGCCGCACCGAAGAGCCUCUUCAUCUGUGGAGAUCUCCUCCUCUGAGCAGCCGCCCGUGUCGCAGCUUCUUCAGGAGUUACAGGAGGUCAAAGAUGAGACCGCCGCCACCAAACAGCAGCUGAAAACUUCUAAGGAGAGCUGCAGCAGACUCGAGCAGGAGCUUCAAGAAAAAACGAGAGCAAUGGAGAAACUUCAACUUCAUAUGGCGGAAGAGGCAACGACGUCCGAGCUUGAAGGAAAACUGAUGGAGGCUCAGAAAGAGACGGCUUCGACCAAAGAGGAGCUGAGCAGCUGCAAAGAGAGUUUAGAGAAGCUGCAGGAGCUGCUGCAGGAGCGUGAAAUGACCAUCGCCCACCUUAAAGGAGAAAUUUUCCAAGUAAAAGCUGCAGAAAAUGGAGCCGACAGGACAGAGCUCCUCCAGGAGCUCGAGAAGGUCAAACAGGAGGCAGUUUCCACCAAAGAAGAAGUCAGCAGCUACCGGGAGGAGAAUAAGAAACUCCAGGAAGAUCUCCGAGCUCGAGAUGGUUUGAUUUUAAAAGUUGAGGAGGAGCUCCAGGAGAUGAGGAACAGUGUGGACACCACCAAAGAAGAGCUUAAUGAGUACAAGCAGCAAAAUGAGCAACUUCAGGAGAACCUUCUUGCCCGCGAAAGCUCGAUUUUUAACCUUGAAGAGCAGCUCCUAGAGGUGAGGAGCAUCAUGGACACCACCAAAGAAGAACUCAACAACUACAAGCAGCAGAAUGAAAAACUUCUUCAGGACUUACAUAACCGGGAACUGUCCAUUUCAAAGCUAAACGAGGAGCUGCAAGAAAUUCAGAAAGCAUCAGUGAAGCCACCUGAAUCUGUUCCUCCAUCUCCCUCACCUUCUCUCUCCCCAUCUCCAUCUCCUCAGCCGCUUUCCUCAGCCUCUUCCACCUCCCAGCCCAAGAGGAAAGGAGGAAAACAGACGGCCGCUAAGGGAAGCACUUCCAAAGAAAAGUCACCACUCUCCCGGAAAACCUCUUCCAGCCGUGUGAGCAGCGCCUCGGAUCAGCGACGUGCGUCUGCCACAGACUCGUUCAUGCAGACCGAGCCGCUCCAAACGUCCAAUCUCAGUCCUGAAAGCAAGCCCACCACCAAAGAAGAGAUAGAGGAGGUGAUUGGGAAGUUUCAGGAGAAGAUCGCUCAAAUGCGAGAGCUCCACGCAGCGGAAAUCCUCGACAUGGAGGCUCGGCAGAUUUCAGAGAGCGAGAACCUGCGCAGAGACAACCAAACUCUGGAGGAUGAAAAUAAAACCCUGAAAGCUGUCCUAGAAAAACUCUGCCCGACAGAGGCUCCUCCUUCAAGACACGACCGUCCAGCAUCCCAGUUUAAGGAUGGAUACACCAGUGACAGCAGCUCAGACUACAGCCAGAGGACAGGAUGCGACGUCCCGAGCUUACAGCAGGAGUUCAGGACGACUCCAGAAGGCGCCAGGAGAGAUGCAGACGAUCCGCUUCCCGAUAGGAUAAAGAUGUUGCUCCGUGAGGUGCACCAGGAGGGCAUGCAGGUCCUUUCUCUGUCCGAGCUCCCCAUCUCCGAGGGGGAGCCGGGAAACCAGUUCAGCGUGGAAGGCUGGGUGAAGGAGAGAGACGCCCUGCUGGCGACGGUGGAAUCUCUGAAAGGCCUCAUCACGCAGAUGCAGACAUCAGGCGGCACAGACUGGCGCGCCGAGCUCCUGGAUGCCGUUCGGCGUGUUUUUGUGGCAGAGAGGAGCGUGCUGAAGCGUGCUCUCUACAGCCAGCUGGACCUGCUGGACACCAGUGACGCCGUCGUUCACCUCAAUCAGCUGGAGCGUAGACUGGCUGAACAGGACGCCCAGCACAGAGAGGCCAUGGGUUCACUCCACGCUGCAGAAAGGUCAAGUCUCGUCUCUGAGGUCCAUCAACUCCGAGCUCAACUAGAACAUCUUCAUCAAGGGACACAACCUGGCCUGCCUUUGACUGGUGAAUGUAGCACAAAGGAGCAGAGGGAGGGAGGAGGAGCUGAUGGAGCGGCAGAGGCCAUCCAGUUGCUCGUAGAAGAGCUGAAGGUGGAACUGUCUCAGACUAAAUGGGAGCUGGAGACGACGCUCAAGGCCCAACACAAACACCUGAAAGAGCUGGACACGCUCAGGGUGGAGGUGACACAGAAGGCUGCAGAGGUCGAUGCGCUGAACGACCAGCUGAUGGAAGAGAGGAAGAGAAGCAGAGAACUUCAGUGGGCGGUGGAGAAGGAGAGGUGUCAAUCUGGGAAGAGUGAGGAGAACCAACGAGAGGAGCUGGAGGACCUGCAGCUGACGGUGGAGGAGCAGAAGGCUCUUGUGACCCAGCUGACCCAAACCCUGGAGCAGGAGAGACACGCCUCCUCUGAGCUCUCCCAGAAGGCCGAGCAGGAUCACCUCAGCCUGCAGAGUCGUCUGCAGGAGCUCCAGGUGCAGCUGGAAACGGAGCGAGCUAAAGCUGCAGAGGUGAGCUCUGCUCUGGGGAGAGAGCGAGAGCUGCGGAGAGUUGUCUCCCCUGACAGUGGCCCCUCCCGCGAAGAGGAGAGUCUGCUGGAAAGACUGCAGAAGGAGCUGGAUGACAAGCAUGCACAGGUGGUGGACCUCCUCUGUAAGGUGGAGGCACAGCGUCUUGAGUUGGUUCGAAAAGAGGAGGAGCUGAUGUUGACAAAUCAGAGGUCCAGACGAGACCACGAGGAGCUUCUGGAGGCUCGGGUUCAGUUGGAGACGCUGAAAGCACGAGUGUCUGAGGUGUUGCAGCAGCUGGAGAGAGAAGUGGAGAGGAGGUCGAGUCUGGAGGAGGAGAAGGAGCGAUUAGAGGAGAGGUUGAAGCUGUUAGAGUGGCAGGAGAGUGGAGCUCCACAGCAGAGCAUUUGGAGCAGCAAGUCCACCGACCGGACCAAAGACUGGGUUCUCCAGCAGAAGAGUGGGAGCGCUCAGUCAGCCUCGGCACCUCCUCACAUGAACAUCUCACCGACCAGCCUCACGGGCGGGCCUCACCACGGUCCUUGGCGCACAGCCGACAGGAUUGUGGAGAAACUCCACCUGAUCUCCUCAAAGGUCUGCAGCAUGGCCAGCAAGGCGACUGGCAGUCCGACUGCAGAAGUCGACAGCGGGGAGUUGACAUGGAUGCAGUCCAGUGUUGAUGAGGUCAUCACUAUGCUACUGCAAUCCCCGGGCUUACCCUCUGUCCCAGAGAGCGCGUGUCUGCUGGCAGGAGGCUCCUCCAACACCCUGACGGAGCGGCUGCUGAGGCAGAAUGCCGAGCUGACGGGGUUCGUCAGCCGCCUGACAGAGGAGAAGAACGAUCUGAGGAACCACACGCUGCACUUGGAAGAAGAGCUUCGACGCUAUCGGAAGGCCGGGCUGGGAUCGGGCGACGGCUUCUUCAGGAGAGGAGGGUCAAAGACGGACUCUGCAUCUGAUCUGAUACUCUCUCAGGAACGGGAAGCCUGGACCCGGGAAAAGCUCCGUCUGGAGAAAGCGUUACACCUGGCCCAGUCCCAGGUGGCCCGACUCGGGGCAGAAAUCAGGUCCGAGACGCUGCGAGAGAUAACCGGGCCCGAGGCUGACAAUUCUGCACUAAAGAGGAUGUACGGGAAGUACCUGAGGUCAGAGAGCUUCCGGAAAGCACUGGUCUACCAGAAGAAGUAUCUGCUGCUACUGCUGGGCGGUUUCCAGGAGUGUGAGGAAGCAACGCUGCUGCUUCUGUCCAGGAUGGGCGGCCGGCCUUCGCUCUCCAGCCUGGAGUCCUACAACCAGCGUCGCCGGGGACUCAUGCGCUUCCGCUCUGCCGUCCGGGUCUCCAUCGCCCUCUCCAGAAUGCGUUUCCUCGUGAAGCGAUGGCACAAGGCGACGGGGAUAAGCUCCACUGCUUCCUGCAGCGUCAACAAGAAUGGAGCAGGCCUGGAGGUGAGGGACUCACCAUAUCUUCGCCCGAGCAGCGUGGAGAUGUUUAGAGAGACAGGAGGUGGCAGCGGUGGUGGAGGAGGAGGCGUCUCCAGCAGCAGGGGGAGGAGUGGACGUGAAUCACCACGAUCGGGUGUCUCCUCCACACCCCACAGGUACCACAUGGUUGCAGACCACGGACCUCUUACCUGUUCCCACCUGCAGAGCUACGACCCCGACCGAGCACUCACCGACUACAUCUCCAGACUGGAGGCUCUGCAGAGGAGGCUGGGAAGUGUCACAUCAGGUGCUUCUUCAUAUGCUCAAUUGCACUUUGGCUUGAGAAGAUAGAUGCUGACUAAUGAACUUGUGCUUGAAGAAACUCAGUUGCCUUUUCUCGUGUUGAGCGCUCUGCUGUUUUCCACCAUCCUUCUAUGGACUGCAUCUCCCCGUUUGGACCAAAUCACAUUUUUAUUAGUGUACAUAUUGUAUUCAGGCUUUAGGUCGCCAGCACAUGAAAAAUAAAAUAAAAAAUAAAAACGGCUAUGUUUGUAAUUUAAUCUGCCUCUUUGUUGUGGAUGAUCUACAAUUAUGUAUAUUUGUCUGAUGCUAAUUUAAAGACUUUGUGAUUAAUUUAUAUGUUUGUGUUGUAUGGGUGGAGCGUUACAUUGAGGAUGUGUGGGUUUACUGUUCAGGAGGCUGCUACUGGAAAUCCUUCACUACACUGUGUUUUGUUAAGGCUGGACAGACUACAGGAGUCAUUUGUAGAGAACGUAUUUUUGUAAAAUGUAGGAGCUUUGAAAUUUUGGGGUAUUUUGUCAAAAACUGAAAUAAAAAAUACAUCUUUUCAAAAAAAG